GGGGCCCGGCGGGGCCGCGGCCAUGGCCGAGCCCGGAGAAGCGCUGGCGCCGCUGAAAAGCGAACCGCAGCCCCCGGAAAAGCGGCGGAGAACGAUCGAGGACUUCAAUAAGUUCUGCAGCUUCGUGCUGGCCUACGCCGGUUACAUCCCGGCGGCCGCCGAGGACCCCCCCUGGCCCUCGUCGGGCCCCAGCUCGCCGCGCCCGGCCGGGGGGGACGCGUGGGGCUCGGCGCCGGCCGCGCUGCGAACCAUCGAGACCUUCGUGCGGAAAGCCAAAUCCUCCAAAAAACGCGCCCUGGCCCCGCCGGAAUCGGCCAUUCUGGACAAAAUGCGCCUCAAAGACUCCCUGUUCGACCUCCCCUCCCCCCAGAACAACCCGGGGGCGCCGACCCCCCAAAAACGCCGCGAGCGCCGCGGCCGCCGCGGGGGGGACGCGGCCGUCGGGGGCGGCUCCCGCCGGGAGAAUUCGCGGAUCCGGGUGAAAAAGAGCAAGAAGCGGCGCUGGAAAAAAGGGGAGAGGGGAGUUUUGGGGAGGGGGUCUCCCAGCGAGGAGACGGAUUCCGAGGAGGAGCCGCCCUCCCCUCCCCCGCCGCCGCCCCCUCCCCCGCCCCUGCCCCCCGAGGGGGGGAAAUUGGGGGUGCUGGGGGGGCCCGGGGGGGUGCUGGGGGUGGGCAAGGAAGGGGGGAGCACCGAGACCAGCAGGGACGGCGACGGCAGCGACAGCGACGCGCGCGUCAUGGACGAGGACAUCAUGGUGGAGUCGGGUGACGAUUCCUGGGAUUUGAUCACCUGCUACUGCCAAAAGCCCUUCGCCGGCCGGCCCAUGAUCGAGUGCAGCCAGUGUGGCACCUGGAUCCACCUGUCCUGCGCCAAGGUGAAGAAAAACAACGUCCCCGACGUCUUCUAUUGCCAAAAAUGCCGCGAGGGGCCCCGCCGGGCCGCCCCCGCCACCCCCCGCCCCACCGGGGACCCCUAA
Messenger RNA from Lonchura striata (white-rumped munia), 976 nucleotides. The record is from RefSeq and is a predicted model, not a curated record. Lineage: Eukaryota; Metazoa; Chordata; Aves; Passeriformes; Estrildidae.